Molecule: messenger RNA, 881 nt
Organism: Baudoinia panamericana UAMH 10762
Lineage: Eukaryota; Fungi; Ascomycota; Dothideomycetes; Mycosphaerellales; Teratosphaeriaceae
Exons: 2
Coding region: 174-560 (128 amino acids)
Cellular component (GO): fungal-type vacuole membrane; vacuolar transporter chaperone complex
Source: RefSeq, a predicted model, not a curated record
GCUUCACGCCAUGCCCGGUUGCUGCCGACGGGACUUGGGCCGGCAAGGUGGGGAAGGCACGCUUUUCUGCAGACAAACUCAGGCAGGAGCAUUUGAUCGAAGUCUAUCAGGCGAUACGCUUUCGGUGCUGCGGGAUAUACAUAUAGAUUCUACUGCCUAGAGCAUCCGCCAUCAUGUCCAGCCAGCCACUUCUUCAAACCGCACCUGGCAAGCGCAUUGCCCUGCCCACCCGCGUAGAGCCGAAAGUCUUCUUCGCCAACGAACGCACCUUCCUCUCAUGGCUUAACUUCACCGUCAUUCUCGGCGGCCUCGCUGUGGGCCUGCUCAACUUCGGCGACACCGUUGGCCAGAUCUCCGCCGGUCUCUUCACCUUAGUGGCUUUGGCGGCUAUGUUGUACGCGCUUGUAACGUUCCAUUGGCGCGCGCGGAGUAUCCGCAUGAGAGGGCAGGGAGGGUUUGAUGAUCGCUUCGGCCCGACAGUGCUGGCUAUUGCUUUGCUGGCGGCGGUGGUGGUCAACUUUGUUCUGAGGGUGACGGGCGUGGGUGGGAGCCAUAAGUAGGUGGACCACGAAGGUCGAGCGGGAGAAGGCGUUGAGCGGUCCGACAGGGCUCUGUAAGCAACACCGGGCUUUUGGCGUUCAAGGGAAUGUACCUUUUAUAGGACGACUGCUACACUGCACGUGCGCUGUAGCACAUUGGCACACCAUGCGUUUUUCCGCUUUUUGUACACUUGGGCGGUGUUUGGUCCUGAACACCGUUCCGGCUUUGGGGCUCCUCAACGACAAGAGAGGCCCGCGAAAGUGGGUAGUGGUCUCCCAGAACAUGGUUAUGCCUACGAUGUCUGAUGGUUUGUUGAGGCAGCACUUCUACAAAGUGGAGGA